Messenger RNA from Leptonychotes weddellii (Weddell seal), 784 nucleotides. The record is from the annotation of a RefSeq genome assembly. Lineage: Eukaryota; Metazoa; Chordata; Mammalia; Carnivora; Phocidae.
AUGACCCACCAAACCCAUGCCUACCAUAUAGUAAACCCCAGCCCUUGACCAUUAACAGGGGCUCUUUCAGCCCUCCUUAUAACGUCUGGCCUAAUCAUAUGAUUCCACUUUAACUCAAUAUAUUUACUCCUACUAGGUCUCACAACCAAUACCCUGACUAUGUAUCAAUGAUGACGAGAUAUUAUCCGAGAAAGCACAUUCCAAGGCCACCACACACCAAUUGUCCAAAAGGGCCUACGAUAUGGCAUAAUCCUCUUUAUUGUGUCAGAAGUAUUCUUUUUCGCAGGUUUUUUCUGAGCCUUUUACCACUCCAGCCUAGCACCUACCCCUGAACUAGGAGGAUGUUGACCACCCACAGGCAUCAUCCCUCUAAAUCCCAUAGAAGUUCCCCUACUAAACACUUCCGUACUUCUAGCCUCGGGAGUAUCAAUCACCUGGGCCCACCAUAGUUUAAUAGAAGGAAACCGCAAACACAUGCUCCAAGCACUGUUCAUUACCAUCUCUCUAGGCAUCUACUUCACACUCCUACAAGCCUCAGAGUACUACGAAACCCCCUUUACAAUCUCCGACGGAGUAUACGGCUCUACUUUCUUUAUAGCAACAGGAUUUCAUGGACUACAUGUAAUUAUUGGCUCCACCUUCCUAAUUGUAUGCUUCAUACGACAAUUAAAGUUUCACUUCACAUCUAACCACCACUUUGGAUUUGAAGCUGCCGCUUGAUACUGACACUUCGUAGACGUAGUGUGACUAUUCCUAUACGUAUCUAUCUAUUGAUGAGGAUCCU